GCUGCCUGCCGGGAGCCAAAACGAAAGCACUCUGGCGGGGACUGGAUGGGAGUCAGGACUCCUGGGAGAGGGCGUUCGCAAGCGGCCCAGCGCCGGGACCCCGAGACCGGGGAGGGAUUCCGGCCCCUCCUACCCGCAGGCACGCAGCUGAGUGGGAGAAGAGGUGUGGUGUCAGCCCCCCUUCGGGGUGGGGGCAGGACAGGGCCUCAGGCCUGGGUGCUGCCUGGCACCUGGAAGAUGCCUGUGCCCUGGUUCUUUCUGUCCUUGGCACUGGGCCGAAACCCUGUGGUCCUCUCUCUAGAGAGGGUUGUGGGGCCUCAGGACACUGCCCGCUGCUCUCCGGGCCUUUCCUGCCACCUCUGGGAUGGUGACAUGCUCUGCCUGCCUGGGAGCCUCGUGUCUGCUGCAGGCCCCGUGCUGGUGCCCACACGCCUGCAGACAGAGCUGGUGCUAAGGUGCUACAAGGAGACCGACUGUGACCUCUGUGUGCGUGUGGCCGUCCACUUGGCUGUGCAUGGGUACUGGGAAGAGCCUGAAGAUGAAGAGAAGUUUGGAAUUGCAGAGGACCCAGCGAUCGAGGAGCCUAGGAACGCCUCUCUCCAGGCCCACGUCGUGCUCUCCUUCCAGGCCUACCCUACUGCCCGCUGCGUCCUACUGGAGGUGCAAGUGCCUGCUGCCCUCGUGCAGCCUGGUCAGUCUGUGGGCUCUGUAGUAUUUGACUGCUUCGAGGCUGCCCUGGGGGCUGAGGUGCGAAUCUGGUCCUACACUCAGCCCCGGUACCAGAAGGAACUCAAUCUCACACAGCAGCUGCCUGACUGCAGGGGUCUUGAAGUCCGGGACAGCAUUCAGAGCUGCUGGGCCCUGCCCGGGCUCAAAGUGUCUGCAGAUGGCGACGACGUGCGCCUUGUGCUGGACGUCCCUGAGGAGCAGCGCUUUGGCCUCUCCCUGUACUGGAACCAGGUCCCGGGCCCUGCAAAACCCUGGUGGCACAGAAACCUGACUGGGCCGCAGACCAUCACCUUGAACCACACAGACCUGGUUCCCUGCCUCUGUAUUCAGGUGUGGCAUCUGGAGCCCGACUCUGUAAGGACCAGCAUCUGCCCCUUUAGGGAGGACCCCCGCGCACACCGGAACCUUUGGCGUGCCGCCCGGCUGCAGCUGCUGCCCCCGCGGGCCUGGCGGCUGGACGCGCCGUGCUCACUACCCGCUGAGGCCACACUGUGCUGGCAGGCACCGGAUGGGGGCCCCUGCCAGCCGCUGGUCCCACCGCUGCCCCUAGAGAAUGUCACUGUGAACAAGGCUCUUGAGUUCCCAUUGCUGAAAGGCCACCCCAACAUCUGUGUCCAGCUUUUGCUUUUCCUCGUGCCCCUAACCCUGGCCCCUUCUGAGCAGGUGAGCACCUGGGAGAAGCAGGAGCUACAAGAGUGCUUGUGGGCUGACUCCCUGGGGCCCCUCAAGGAUGACAUGCUGCUGGUGGAGACACGAGGCCCCCAGGACAACAGAUCACUCUGCGCCUUGGAACCCAGUGGCUGCACUCCACUGCUUAGCAGGGCAUCCACGAGGGCAGCUCGUCUUGGAGGGCCGUUACUACAAGAUGUGCAGUCAGGCCAGUGUCUUCAGCUGUGGGACGAUGACCUGGGAGCACUAUGGGCCUGCCCCAUGGAAAAGUACAUCCACCGGCGCUGGGCCCUGAUCUGGCUGGCCUGCUUACUCUUGGCCGCUAUGCUUUUCCUUCUCCUCCUCCUCAAAAAGAACCACGUGAAAGGGUGGCUGAGGCUCUUGAAGGAGGACGUCCGCGCGGGGGCGGCCGCCAGGAGCCGCGCGGCUCUGCUCCUGUACUCCGCCGACGACGCUGGCUUCGAGCGCCUGGUGGGCGCCCUGGCUUCGGCGCUGUUCCAGCUGCCGCUGCGCGUGGCCGUGGACCUGUGGAGCCGCCGCGAACUGAGUGCGCAGGGGCCCCUGGCCUGGUUCCACGCGCAGCGGCGUCAGACCCUGCAGGAGGGCGGCGUGGUGAUCCUCCUCUUCUCGCCCGGGGCCGUGGCGCUGUGCCGCGAAUGGCUGCAGGACGCGACGUCGGCGCCCGGGGCUCACGGCCCGCACGACGCCUUCGCCGCCUCGCUCAGCUGCUUGCUGCCAGACUUCUUGCAAGGUCGGGCGCCUGGCCGCUACGUCGGGGCCUACUUCGACAGACUGCUGUCCCCGGACGCCGUGCCCGCCCUGUUCCGCAGCGUGCCGGUCUUUUCACUACCCUCACAGCUGCCCGACUUCCUGGGGACCCUGCAGGGGCCCGCAGCCCCCCACCCCUGGCGGCUCGCGGAGAAAGCGGAGCAGGUAUCCCGGGCCCUGCAGCCCGCCCUGGACAGCUGCUUCCGGGCCCCGGGGACGGGAUGCGGGAUGGGGCCUGAGGCAGAGGACAGGACUUGAAUAAAGGCAGACGCUAUUUUUCUACCCGUGUCUCCCACAUG
Messenger RNA from Physeter macrocephalus (sperm whale), 2465 nucleotides. It is a transcript of the gene IL17RC, whose product is annotated as interleukin 17 receptor C. The record is from RefSeq and is a predicted model, not a curated record. The coding region runs from base 46 to 2424 and encodes 792 amino acids. Gene Ontology annotation, molecular function: interleukin-17 receptor activity. The transcript is spliced from 19 exons. NCBI's taxonomy places the organism in Eukaryota, Metazoa, Chordata, Mammalia, Artiodactyla, Physeteridae.